CAUGGAUCUAUGCAGUUUCCACCAUAUGAGGCAUUAUUCUUCCAUGUCAGGAAGGCGGGUGAUUCGACGUUGCACACGGCCUUUUACCAAAAAUAAAACAAGAAGAGGAAGAAGAAGGAGCGCCAUACUAACGUUAUCACUGUUUUUAUAAUGUCAUCACUUGCAGGAUUUCUGAUUUCAACCAUGAUAUUGCACGGUCAUUCCGCCGAUGUUGAACCAUUGCUGCAAUGAGUCUUUCCUUGACUUCCUCAGAUCCCAUCAGAGAGAAUCUUCCCGAUGGCGGAUAUGGCUGGAUUUGUGUCAUUGCUGUCUUUCUCAUCAACGCGCACACUUGGGGUUUCAAUAGCUGCUAUACAGUCUUUCUGUCCUACUAUCUGUCCGAGGAUCUGUACCCCAACGCCAGCCCACUUCUCUAUGCCUUGGUCGGCGGGCUGAGUAUCUCCUGCGGCCUUCUGGUUGCACCCUUGACAACCCUCCUGAGCAACGUCAGUGGAACCCGCCUGGUGCUCAACCUCGGCGUGUUCUUCCAGGCCAUUACCUUCAUCGGGGUGUCCUUUGCCACCCAGAGUUGGCACCUGAUCUUGAGCCAAGGUAUCUGCUUUGGUAUCGGCAUGGGCUUUCUGUUUAUCGGUUCCGUUGGAAUCAUUCCCCAAUGGUUUGACCGCAGGAGAGGCUUGGCCAUGGGCAUCACCGCCUCUGGCUCUGGUAUUGGGGGGCUCAUCUAUUCCCUCGCGGUGGGUGCCAUGAUCCCGCGUCUCGGCCUCCCGUGGACCUUUCGCCUGCUGGACAUCGUCUCCUUUGUCGUCAACGCCAUCGCUGGCAAUCUCAUCCGAGACCAUAACCAAGCCAUCACCGGAGCUUCCACAGGAGCCUCUCGUCCCACAAUAGUCAUCUUCCACCGCCCCUUAUUUCAUCAAUCCCCGUACCUUCUCUUCAUUGCAUGGGGCAUCUUCAGCAUGCUGGGCUACGUGACCCUCCUCUUCAGCAUCUCAGACUACGCUCUCUCGAUCGGACUGACCUCCCACCAAGCGAGCAUUGUCAGCGCCUUGCUCAACUUGGGUCAAGGGCUAGGGCGCACGUUCAUUGGGUUCUCAAGUGACCGAUUCGGCCGUCUCAAUAUCGCCGCCCUUUUCACGCUUUUCUGCGGUGUGUGCUGUCUGGUCAUCUGGGUCUUCGCGACGAGCAUGGGUGUGCUUUGCUUCUUCGUACUUCUGGCCGGGUCCAUUGCGGGCACGUACUUUGCCACCGUGUCGCCGGUGCUGGCUGAGAUUGUCGGGCUUCCGGACCUCCUGUCAGGGUUGAGUGCCAACUGGCUCUUUCUGGUGGCGCCCACGCUGGUGGCGGAGCCGAUUGCGCUCGUCAUGCGGAAUGAGCGCUCCGCAGAUUUGGAGUAUCUCCCCGUGGAGAUCUUCGCGGGGUGCAUGUAUAUCGGAGGAGCGAUGUGUUUGUGGGUGGUUCGAGCGUCGAAGGUUUGUCAGUUAAGCCAGGGUGAGGGUGAGGGUGAGAAGGCUCGGGGCUGGCUCGAUCACCUGAAACAGGGUGCACGAGGGUUUGUUCAAGGGGCAGUUGCCAUUAGAAAGGUGUAAGGGAAUUAUUAGUGGAUUAAUCAAAUCAAC
Molecule: messenger RNA, 1616 nt
Organism: Aspergillus sclerotioniger CBS 115572
Lineage: Eukaryota; Fungi; Ascomycota; Eurotiomycetes; Eurotiales; Aspergillaceae
Product: MFS transporter
Exons: 2
Coding region: 228-1586 (452 amino acids)
Biological process (GO): transmembrane transport
Molecular function (GO): transmembrane transporter activity
Source: RefSeq, a predicted model, not a curated record